GGAAUGAUGUAAACUAUAGCUAGUUAGUUAGUAAAAAUCCCUAACUAAUUAGAAAUACAGCUGUAACUAACUUUCUAAAACAGUCUUGUAACUAACUAAAUAAAACAACCUUUUAACUAACUAAAUAAAACAACCUUGUAACUAACCUUGAGAUAUCAAUAUAUAACAGUCUCCUAGCCUGAAAUAUGGCAGAGAAUUCUUUUGAAAAAUCAAUCCAACUUGAAUUACAUCAAUAUUGGUAAAAUGGUCUAUCGAUAAUGAAAAUCUAUAACUAAUACACAAGUGAUGGACUAACAAUUUAAAAUAUCAUCGUAUUUAUAAAUCACGUGGUUUUGUGACAUAUUUGCUAAUGCCAUAGAAACCUAAAUUAUAUAUACAUUUUAGGUUAGUCACGAUUUUGAGUCUAGAGUUUAGACUUUAGAGAAGCGUCGUAAAUGAACUCUUUAAUCUUUCAGGCCUUUGCGUCUGGAUCUAUAAUACAAUUGUUAAUUUCCUCUAUUCGUGAACAAAUUUAACUAUAUGUUAGUGAAUAAUCGCAUAAAUCUCAUUGUCGUUUCUUACCGUUCACAUUUUUACUUUUGAAAAUACUUUUGUUAUCAACUUAUCUAUGACAAUUAUCUUUAAACGAAAGAUUCUUUUUAAGUCGUCAUGUAUGAAACGAAGUGAUCUUUUCGUUCAUAUUCUUAACAGGUCGGUCUCUCUCCUGCUAUUCAAAAUCUUAGUACUGCCACAUCGAUGAAGAUGACCAAGGUUUUCCAAGCGUUUCUCAUGCUCCAACCCCAACUCGUAGACCUUAUCCACGAGAUGCAGCCAGAUUGUAUCGUUUCUGACGUCUUUUACCCAUGGACGAGUGAUGUGGCAGCCGAGCUCAGAAUCCCACGGCUUGCCUUCAACGGUUCAAGCUUCUUCAGUUAUUGUGCGGAACAAUGUAUAAAGGAGCAUAAGCCACAUCUUGAAGUUGAAUCCAACAAUGAAAAGUUCAAACUUCCGGGGUUGCCUGAUGUUAUUGAAAUGGUGAGAUCUGAGUUGCCAAGUUGGAUCACUAGACAUAAACCAGAUGGUUUCUCACAAUUGCUUGAUGUCAUUAGAGAAUCAGAGAAACGAUGCUAUGGAAUGUUGAUGAAUCGCUUUCAUGAAUUGGAAGCCUCAUAUGAAGAACACUUGAAUAAGAUUAUAGGGAUCAAAACAUGGAGCAUAGGGCCAGUAUCAUUGUUGGCAAACAAUGAAAUUGAAGAUAAAGAAUCAAGAGGUGGAAACCCCAACAUUCAAACCACCAACUUACUCCAAUGGCUCAAUGAGAAAGAACCAAAUUCAGUUCUCUACAUCAACUUCGGAAGCUUGAUUCAGAUGAGUCGUAACCAAAUAACCGAAAUAGCACAUGCGAUUCAAGAAUCCAGUCAAAGUUUCAUUUGGGUCAUAAAAAAGAACGACGAAGACAACGAUGACGACAUAGUAAACAAAGGGUUACAAAAAGGGUUUGAGGAGAGAAUGAGUAGAACCAAAAAGGGUUUGAUAAUAAAGGGAUGGGCUCCACAAUUGAUGAUAUUAGAGCACAAAAGUGUUGGAGGGUUUUUGACUCAUUGUGGUUGGAACUCAAUUCUUGAAGGAAUAAGUUCAGGCUUACCAAUGAUCACAUGGCCAUUGUUUGCUGAACAGUUUUACAAUGAGAAGUUGUUGAUUGAAGUGGUGAAGAUUGGAGUGGGAGUUGGGUCAAAGAAAUGGUGGCAUUUGGGAGAAGAACCAGAAAUUAUUAAGAGGGAAGAGAUUGGUAAGGCCAUAGCUUUUUUGAUGGGUGAAAGUGUUGAAGCUUUGGAAAUGAGAGAGCUAAAGAAAUGGGAGAGGCUGCAAAAACAAGUGUGAAUUGUGGUGGUUUCUCUCAUACCAACUUGGUUUCAUUGUUUGAGGAACUUCAAGAAAUGAAGCUUAAGAGAGUGAGGAAUGGUCAGAAGAAUACUUAGAUGUUUGUCAAAGGAUAAAGUAUUGUUUUUCUUUAGGUCAGUCUAUUCAAUCGAACGGCUAUAGUUUGUUGUAAGGUAAAGUAUUUUUGUUCUAAAUAUAUUUUGAGUUACUUUUACUAUGCGACUAAGUGAGUUGUACUAUUGUAAUCUUCUACAUUUAGUUUAUGAGAUGCAUGUUCAUGUUUAAAAAUAUUUGUGAUUCA
Messenger RNA from Cucumis sativus (cucumber), 2161 nucleotides. RefSeq names its product soyasapogenol B glucuronide galactosyltransferase-like. Lineage: Eukaryota; Viridiplantae; Streptophyta; Magnoliopsida; Cucurbitales; Cucurbitaceae. Gene Ontology annotation, molecular function: UDP-glycosyltransferase activity. The coding region runs from base 736 to 1860 and encodes 374 amino acids. The transcript has 2 exons. The record is from RefSeq and is a predicted model, not a curated record.